UUUCAUUCCUCGUUCUCUCAUUGACUCACGCUGAUGCUCAAUGAUGGCGGAUAGCGCGAGUGAGAGCGACACGGACGGAGCCACCCCUCAGUGCUCCUCAUCCUCGUCCUCCUCCGUCCUAAUCUCUUCGUUCCGUCUGGAGGAGCUGACGAACCGCCUGGCUUCUUUACAGCAAGAGAAUAAAGUGCUGAAGAUCGAGCUCGAGACGUUUAAACUGAAGUGUAAAGCUCUGCAGGAGGAGAAUAGAGACUUGCGCAAAGCCAGUGUCACCAUACAAGCGAGAGCCGAACAAGAAGAAGAGUUCAUCAGUAACACCCUUUUCAAGAAGAUUCAGGCCCUGCAGAAAGAGAAAGAAACGCUGGCGGUCAACUAUGAGAAGGAAGAAGAGUUCCUCACCAAUGAGCUCUCGAGAAAACUUAUGCAAUUGCAGCAUGAGAAAGCCGAACUGGAGCAGCACUUAGAGCAGGAGCAGGAGUUUCAAGUCAACAAACUGAUGAAGAAGAUCAAAAAGCUGGAGAACGACACCAUCUCCAAACAGCUCACCUUAGAGCAGCUUAGACGUGAAAAGAUCGACUUGGAAAACACCUUGGAGCAAGAACAAGAAGCUCUUGUGAAUCGGCUAUGGAAACGCAUGGACAAACUGGAAGCAGAAAAAAGGAUUCUUCAGGAGAAGCUUGACCAGCCUGUCUCUGCCCCGCCGUCCCCCAGAGACAUCUCCAUGGAGAUCGACUCGCCUGAGAAUAUGAUGCGACACAUCCGAUUCCUCAAGAGCGAAGUGGAGCGGCUGAAGAAGAACCUCCGCACUGCAGAGUUACAGCAUACAGAGAAGAGAGCUCAGUACAUAGAGGAAGAGCGCCACAUGCGGGAAGAGAACAUCCGGCUGCAGAGGAAGCUCCAGAGGGAGGUGGAACGCAGGGAGGCACUGUGCAGGCAGCUCUCUGAGAGCGAGUCCAGCUUGGAGAUGGACGAUGAGAGGUACUUCAAUGAGAUGUCCGCUCAAGGCCUGCGCCCCCGGACCGUAUCCAGCCCCAUUCCCUACAGCCCCUCCCCGUCCUCCAGCAGACCAAUUUCACCAGGGUUGUCGUAUGCGAGUCACACAGUGGGCUUCACCCCACCAACUACACUGACCAGAGCAGGCAUGUCCUACUACAACACACCUGGCCUGCAUGUCCACGUAGGAGCCUCUCACGGCAUUGCAAGACCCUCCCCAAGGAGAAGCAACAGUCCAGACAAAUUCAAGCGGCCUACCCCUCCUUCCCCCAACACGCAGGGUGGUCCACCCCCGCCUCCCCCCCCGCCCGCCCGCACCCCUCAUCAUCCCAGCAGCAGCAGCAGUGAGCCAUCGCAGGGACUCGAAACAGAGCAAUCCAAAGGCUUAACAAUCCUCAAUGUCUUCAUCAUCUCGCACUGAAACCAUUCAUCCGUGUCAUGUUCGUAGUUCUGUGUUUGAAAGCGUCGAUUGUGUUCAUUCAGGAUGGCGUGUGAGGUGCAGGCAUUUCCAGCUCAAUCAGCAUCUCUUCAGCGUACAGCGCCGUUUUAGCAAGCACUUAAUGAUUUGGCGUCUGUGUGUGUCAAGCCGUCUACGUCCUUAGCAACCGUCGCUUGGUUGUAUAGGGGAAAAAAAAACCUUGAGGAAAUGCUGUGGUCAUAUAUUUUUUCAUAGUCGAGUAUUUUUCCAGUGUUUAGACGCUUUAAAAGUGUCACCCGGAGUGAACCAGCAGGAUAUUACAGAAAGCCACAAGUGUGCUUCUGUUCUCCAAAUGGAAUCAUGGUCAAAGCAGCUAAUGGCCUUUAAAGGAUUAAACUGCGGCCUAUAUAUCACUUUUGAAUUCUUUGUUAAUAAUAAUAAUAAUAAGCGAUUAAAAAAAAUGACAUCCUGCUUAUGCAGCGAUAUGUAUUUAGUUAUUUCCUUGUAAUCACAUUUUUAAAACGAGACAGCAAAUACGAAUGAGCAAAAACUCAUUAGUUAUGAAAAGUGUAGAGGUCAUAUUUCAACCUAAAAUUAGAAGAAAUUUUUUUUUUUCGAAUAAUGGAAAGUGGGCCUUUGUAGGACCAAUUUUUUAUUAUUAUUAUAAUGCAAUAAAAAAUAACAUUUGGAAUGUGAAAAUAUAUAUAUAUACACACACACACACACACACACAGCUAAACUAUUACAAAUUUAUUUAUAUAGAUAUAUUUUGGCUUUAGAGCAAUACACUUUUCUUGCAAUGUGGCUUAAUUUUAGUUAUGAGCACUAUUUCAGUUUUUGGAGUGAAGUGUAACACCCUAGUAAGUGACUUUAUUCUGUAGAUGACUUGGUGUUUUGAUGCUGCAGAUGCAAUGCAUUGUUGGCGUCCGCCAGACUUUAAACCUCCUGCUGGGUUUUAAAAGCUUUUUUUCAGCCAGACAUUAAAAACAUUAAAUGGCGUACAUUAGAAAAGACUAGUGUGUGUGUGUGUGUGUGUAUGCAUAAAGCGUUCAUCUCGCUACUUAUUACAGACUGCAGCUCUUCUCUGCUAAACAGUGUCUGGUACCACUGUGAAUUUUGUUUGUUUAGGUUUUUUUUUCUUCAGGCUAUACGGAGUGUAGAUAUAUAAAAAUGAGUUUGAACAAUUGUGCAAGGAAGUGAGGUAAAGCGUGUGUAAAUAGACUUUUGUAUGCUUUGCAAACAAAAAAAAUGGAUAAAACGCGUACGGGGUUCCCUUUUGACAAGACUAGUCGUCCGCUAGUUUGUGUUCGUGAGUUCGUCCUUAGAGCUUUUUAGGAGUUACCAAAUAAAUCGCAGAUUGAGAUGCGGCUGAACAAGAGAACACAAGGAAGCGUUUCUUAUUUACUCUGAUCCCGUAUCAGAGUAAACCGAUGAUUCAUUUCCUGGUACUGACCGGCUGGAUCGCAGUCAAGUGGGUUGCUAUGGCUAGGUUAGCUAUGGCUUUGUUAGAUAUCAUCUCACAAAAACAUCACAGAGUUUUGCUGCAGCAUGACAUCAGUGCUUUUCAUAUUUAUUGCAGGGCGUGUCUAUUUUCUUUUCAUCUUUUAUUCUCUAUCGUGCGUUCUCUGAGAGCACCCUUCAUUCGAUUGAGCGGAAUAUGUGUCAUUUUCUAUUUGGUUUUGUUUUGCCUUUUUACCGUCGUCAUUGUAAAUACUCGCAUUUUUGUUUGGAAAAAGAACACACAUCAUUAUGCGGUUCUAUUCGGACCAGUAGAGCUACAUUUUGUCCUUUCCAGCUCCACCCAGCUUUUGUUUUUGAGACUGUUGACGAAUGUUUGCUCAGUUUACUGCUAUCAUUAACAGAUGGGACACCUUUGAGCCUUAACUCACUGCGGUUUUUGCGAAAUGUAGCUGUCGUCUAGCUUUUCCCCACAUCGGACUAUUAAAGCCUUAAUAUGCAAAUUGCGAUCUAUUUCAGACAGGUACAAGUUGUACGUUGCGUCGUUUGUGAAGCGAGAACAUGCUACGUAAUUAUGUAACGGUUAUUUUGGUUAUUAAAAGUAAGAUGAUGCUUGUAACUGGAGAUGUGGAAUUGUUAUAAAACCCAUGACCAUGCACUGUCUUUUUAAGUAUUUCUUUGCUUUAUGAAGCUAAAGCACUUUUUAAGUCACUCUGGAUAAAAGCAUCCGCUAAAUGCCUUAAAUAUAAAUGCUUUGACAUGAUUGAAUUGCAUUGCAAAUGUGUUUGUCGGUUGUCAACGGAUGAUGUUACGUCAACUCCAAUCUCUAAUUUUUUUCCCAUGUUGCAAAGUAAAGGUUUCAACAUAAUUCACA
Messenger RNA from Puntigrus tetrazona (Sumatra barb), 3740 nucleotides. RefSeq names its product coiled-coil domain containing 6b (gene ccdc6b). The record is from RefSeq and is a predicted model, not a curated record. NCBI's taxonomy places the organism in Eukaryota, Metazoa, Chordata, Actinopteri, Cypriniformes, Cyprinidae.